This is a messenger RNA of Eriocheir sinensis (Chinese mitten crab), 2385 nucleotides long. RefSeq lists its product as uncharacterized. Bases 577 to 2181 code for a protein of 534 amino acids. Lineage: Eukaryota; Metazoa; Arthropoda; Malacostraca; Decapoda; Varunidae. Gene Ontology annotation, molecular function: nucleic acid binding; zinc ion binding. The record is from RefSeq and is a predicted model, not a curated record. The transcript has a single exon.
UUGUUACGAAUGUGCUGUAUGUGAACGAUUGUAUGUGUAAUGUGAUGAACUUGUAGCAUGAUGCAAUGUUAGCUCAGCAUGGUGCAACUCUACUUGUUGGGACAAGAGAGACAGGAGGGGGCCCGGGGCCGCCGGGCCGCCGGGCAGGAAGUGCUGAGUCGAGCAGUGGGGGAGCAAGGGUGGCUGAGGAGUUGUAGAGAAGACGCGUGUCUGGGCUUGAGAGAGUGUUGAGCUGCUCCGCUCGCGAGCUGUGUGCAUCCGGUGUGCGUGUCUGCCGUGCCCCUGUACUGUGCCUGAUUAACUAACUGUUCUGUGCCCUUGAAAGUUGCUGUACUCUGUACUGUGUGAGGAACCUGUCAUUAAACUAGAACUUAGUGUUGAACGUGUAUCCUCUGCCUCGUUCUCUCCUCCCCUCGGUGUGCGGUGUGGGCCGCUGUGAGUGACUGGUGCCCGUGUGGUUGUUCUGGUGGGGAUCACGCCACCUGCCUGCCCGUGGAUGGUGUGUGGUAGGGGGGGUGGCGUAACACUUGGUGUCAAAGGAGUGGGAUAAGUGAACAGUGAAGCGCGCCGAGUGUCAUGGCGUCCCCCAGUGAUCGCCGUGAGGGUGAGGAGACGGGCAAGGCCGAGGCUGACCCGGGUGAGGUGAAGCCGGGCCAGAUGGAAUUGUUCGCUGCCAUGCUGGCCAGUAUGAGGCAGGAUUUGGAUCAGAGGGCAGACGAGAGGGCACGCGAGCAGGCUCAGAGGGCAGACGAGAGGGCACGCGAGCAGGCUCAGAGGGCAGAAGAGAGGGCUCGCGAGCAGGCUCAGAGGGCAGAAGAGAGGGCAGACGAGCAGGCACGCCAUCUUGCCGAUAUCCUCCAGAGCAGUCUCUCGUCCCUGAAGGCGGAAACCCAGCAGUACACCGACAAGGCCUGCGACAGCGUUAAGAGUGAACUGCUGGGAGAGGUGCAGACUCUGAAAGGCGAGGUCCAGGGCCUGAGGGAGGAGGUGGAGGCGGAGAGGCGGCGGCGAGAGCUGGCAACGUCACGCGGGGAGGAACAAGAAGCGUCACGCGUGCUGGCGGCAAGCACCAGGGUGACGGACUUGCUGGGGUCCUCAUGGGGCCCCUGGCAAGAACCCCUGGGCCCUCGCAGCGUUGUGUCAGAGCCAGCAGCUGCCGCAGGAGGUUGGGGAGCCAUCGGAGCUGCCCCCUUGGGUCCAACUGGCGCCGGAGUCGGACCCACUCACCCCGCCUCUCUGCCGCCGUCACCGCCGCCCUCUCCAUGCCGGCCGGCUAACAGCCCACGUGCUCCGCUUUCCCCCCCAUCCAGCCCCUCGGCUUCCCGCCGUUCGGGGAGGCGCAAGCCGGCGGAGUAUGACGGGAAGGUGGCCUGGGAGGCCUAUGUUGCCCAGUUUGAGAUGCUAGCUGCUGCCCAGGGCUGGGACGAAGCUGAGAAGGCGCUGCAGUUGGCAACAGCGCUUCGGGGCCCAGCUGUGGAAGUGUUGGGGCACCUGCCGCCGGCCCAACGUGCCUCUUACGGGAGCAUGGCGGAGGCCCUGCGGCGUCGUUUCGGGCACCACCUUCAGGCCGAGGUGUACCGAGCUCGCCUGAAGAAGCGGACUCGGGAGCGCGGCGAGACACUGUCGCAGCUGGCGCAGGACGUGGAAGCGCUGGUCAGAAGGUCGUAUCCUGCUGCCCCGGAAGAGAUGAUCGUGGUGCUGGCCCGCGAUUUCUUUGUUGACGCUCUGCACGACCAGCAGCUGCAGAUUUACGUUAAGCAGGCGCACCCUGGGGACCUGCAGGUGGCGCUGGCGAGGGCCUUGGAAUUCGAGGCCUUCCUGAAGACGACCAGCGGCCUAGGGGCGGCCCCCCAGCCCCGCCGUGACCUCCGGGGCCGGAAGGCGAAGGUGGAGAAGAAGGCGACGUCGAGGAAGGCGAGCCCGGACGGUUUUCUCGGCUCGUGUUGGGGCUGUGGCAAGAAGGGGCACAUGCGCAGUCGUUGUCCGAGGGAGCGAAGGACGCGUUCCCUUGAUCGACUGAGUUCCGACGCCUUUCAGCCUUGCUGCAAGGACUGUGGCAAGUCUGGCCACCGUUCGAGCGCCUGCCCCAAGCCAAAGGAGGUAGUGCAGGCGGGAAACCCGGACAGGCUGGAGAAGGGGGCCGAAUCCCAGCCGUCAGUCCCCGGGCCCCGACUUGCGUAAGCUGCCGCCGGAUAACCAGUGCGAUGCAGGUGGAGGGCUCAGUGGACGGGAAGCCAUGCCGCCUGACAGUGGACACCGGGGCUGAGAAGACCUUGGUGCGGCCUGAUAUGCUGGCCGCCACGCGACUCCCAGACGCGCCACAGAGGCUGUGCGGCGUCACGGGGCACUGUGUGCAGCUCAAGGGCCCAGUGGAGGUUCGUAUCG